CCACUACUGACGGUGAUGUGUAAGUCGUCGCCAUCUUUUUUGUUGGAAAAAAUUUGCUUUCGACAAAAAGUUAACUUUUUUUGAUAAUUACGUUUUAAAUAAUAGAGAAAAAACAAUAAAAUAAUAUUUUAAUAUAAAUUCAGUUAUUUAACGUAAACGCCUUUUAAAAUUCCUAAAAAUUUCCACACGCAAUAUAAAAUUAAAUAUAAUAUUGUCCACGUCAAACGGUGACAAAAAACGAAAGAAAAAAGAGUGAUUUGCAAGACUUGCAAAGAGAAGAAAAAAAAUACGUAGAAAAUAUAUUGUGCGAGAACUUUCAGAUAAAAGAAAAGUUAAUAAUUUAUUAAAAAAAAGUUCAUAUUUAAUAAAAUUUUAAUUAAGCCAACCAAACGCCAACUGUAAGAAAGGAAAAAAACCAACAGGACAACAAAAUGUCAGCUAUAAAUCCAGAAUAUGAUUAUCUUUUCAAAUUACUUUUGAUUGGCGAUUCUGGUGUAGGAAAAUCAUGUCUUUUAUUGAGAUUUGCUGACGACACAUAUACAGAAAGUUAUAUCAGCACAAUUGGUGUGGAUUUUAAAAUUAGAACCAUAGAAUUGGAUGGUAAAACCAUAAAGUUGCAAAUUUGGGAUACUGCUGGCCAAGAGCGUUUCCGUACCAUUACAUCUUCUUAUUAUAGAGGUGCUCAUGGUAUUAUUGUUGUUUACGAUUGUACGGAUCAGGAAUCCUUUAACAAUGUUAAGCAAUGGCUUGAAGAAAUUGAACGAUAUGCCUGUGAAAAUGUCAAUAAGUUGUUGGUGGGCAACAAAAGUGAUUUAACCACCAAGAAAGUGGUUGAUCAUACUACAGCUGCGGAAUAUGCAAAUCAAUUAGGCAUUCCAUUCCUUGAAACUUCAGCCAAAAGCGCCACCAAUGUGGAGCAGGCCUUCAUGACAAUGGCGGCUGAGAUUAAGAAUCGUGUUGGGCCACCAUCAAGCGCUACUGAAAAUGCCAGCAAAGUUAAAAUCGAUCAAGGGCGUCCAGUCGAAAACACCAAGUCUGGUUGCUGCUGAAUAAUUACUCCCCAACUUAUUGUGAAUCAUUAUUUUAUUAUAAUAUAAACAAAACAAAAAAGAAAAAAAACAA
Molecule: messenger RNA, 1122 nt
Organism: Calliphora vicina (urban bluebottle blowfly)
Lineage: Eukaryota; Metazoa; Arthropoda; Insecta; Diptera; Calliphoridae
Gene: Rab1
Product: RAS oncogene family member Rab1
Exons: 5
Coding region: 432-1049 (205 amino acids)
Biological process (GO): vesicle-mediated transport
Molecular function (GO): GTPase activity; GTP binding
Source: RefSeq, a predicted model, not a curated record